Argiope bruennichi is the source of this 6359-nucleotide messenger RNA. RefSeq lists its product as uncharacterized. The record is from RefSeq and is a predicted model, not a curated record. The coding region runs from base 130 to 6246 and encodes 2038 amino acids. NCBI's taxonomy places the organism in Eukaryota, Metazoa, Arthropoda, Arachnida, Araneae, Araneidae. The transcript is spliced from 4 exons.
GAUAGAUUGAAUAAAUUAACCUGGGGCGAUGAGGAUCUUCCUUAAGAUUAUAAAAAGGGAAGUGGGACCGUUAAUCGCUACCUGUUAGGCGAAUCUCAAGUGUCCAGUUAACACAGGCGCGGACACACCAUGAUUUUGAUAACCUGGGGUCUUUUGACCCUAUUGGCCUUCUCCAACGUCGGGGGAGACCACAUAAAAGGAGGCGACCACAUCAAAGGUGCAGGCAGUGGCAUAAAAUCAGUUCCUCAGGCUUUCAUUCAGCAGGAAGAAGCUGCUCCAGCUGUUAUUACGAAGACAUCAAUACCGGCCAGUGUUAAAACAACAUCGGUAGAAGCAAUCACAAAAAAAGGAACAGCUCCUUUUGGUUUGAAAACAGUACAAGUACCACAUGAGUUCUCUGGCAAAACACACCGCACGGCAGAACUGCACCAAGCUGCAGUUGAGCCUGUCGCACAAGCUCCAGUUGUUCAAGUUGCUGAUGCUAGUGAUCCAGGACGAGUUAAAGGUCUCAAAACUGUUAGUGCUUUGGCUUCAACAGUCGGGAAAACUUCCCCCGUUCCUGCAGCAGAAGCUGUUCAAGCACCGGAUAUUAAAAGAUUAAAGACUGUUGCUGCUGCUACAAAGGGUAAAACUCGAUUUUCAGUCUCAGAUCCACAGUUUAGAGAACCUGUAUCAAGACCAAUCGUCGAUCAAACAGUUGUUACAGCAAUUAAAACGUCAUCAUCAAUUCUCCCCCAAAAAACAAUCAAAUCGGCAGAAACGAAGUUAAAUCAGCCUAACAUAAUUCUCACUCAGCAAAAACUUACCUCGGCCGUCACAAAAGAAGGAAGCGAUGUUUUACCUCAAACUAUGCAAGUUCAGCCUUUACAGUAUAUAGGAGAACGAGCACCAACCGAGUUUGCUGGAAUCGAAGAAGCCAGAAAAAUCCUGACUGCUACGCCCUUAAUAAGAAAUCAAGAAUUAAGUACUGACAUUAAAUUAUUGAACAGGCAGUUAAUGGAAAAGCAAAGUGAGGAAGAGCUCAAGCGAACCCUAGCAGGCAUCGUGAAUGCAGAUUCAGAUAUUGGUGCGAUUACACUUUCGGAAGCUGAGCUAAACGACAUAUCAAUGCGUAUCGGAGCCAAUGCCUUGAGGGGAGAAAUUCAAGAAACUCAAGGAAGAGCACCAAAUCAAAGACAACAAAUGAGACCAAUUAAACCAGCACCACAACAAAGAAGACCAGAACAGUUCCCACGAGCCAGACCAGCAACGGUAAGACAAAGAAUACCUGUCGCUCCCAACCCACAGAUAAUCGGCGGAGAUACUGGAUCUGUGAGUGGAUUCGAUCAACGUAUAAGAUACACUGGCACUCGAGUGACGACUUCAGGAGUACAAAGUGCAGGACGAAUUAUUCCAGGGCAAGCAAUCGGAGGUACACCUAUCAUUCAAGGAGAAAACAUGCAAUUUAUUCUCGGUAAUGCUGCAGGAGGUUUUCAGCCCGGAAGUCAGGGAGCAGCAGUACCCAGGCCACGGGUUUCUCCGCAAGCUAUUCCAAAGCCACAAGUUUCAGCUCCAGCACUGCCUAAGCCACAGGCCCCUGUUCCGAUACUGCCACAACCUGAUCUGAGCACAGAUAUUGUAGAACUGAACAGGCAAUUAAUGCAAAAGCAGAGCGAACAGGAAAUCAAACAAACGUUGUCCGGAAUUGUACGAACUGAUUCAGAUCUUGGAGCAAUAAUUCUUUCGGAGGCUGAACUCACAGACUUAUCCAGACGAGUGGGUGGCGCAGCCCCGAGACCAGCAGCUCCAGCUCCUCAACAGAGAAGACCAGAGCAGUUACCAAAGCCAGCAGCACCAGCACAAAGAAAACCAGCUAUUCCAACACCUCAGCAAAGGAGACCAGCAGUUGUUAGACAGAGAAUUCCAGCUGCUCCCAAACCACAGAUCAUCGGUGGAAGUGCAGGAGCUGUGAGUGGAUUCGAUCAACGUAUAAGAUACACUGGCACAAGAGUGACGACUUCAGGAGUACAAGGUGCUGGACAAAUUAUUCCAGGGCAAGCAAUCGGAGGUACACCUAUUAUUCAAGGAGAAAACAUGCAAUUUAUUCUCGGUAAUGCUGUAGGAGGUUUCCAGCUCGGAAGUCAGGGAGCAGCAGCACCCAGGCCACGGGUUUCUCCGCAAGUUAUUCCAAAGCCACAAGUUUCAGCUCCAGCACUGCCUAAGCCACAGGCCCCUGUUCCGAUACUGCCACAACCUGAUCUGAGCACAGAUAUUGUAGAACUGAACAGGCAAUUAAUGCAAAAGCAGAGCGAACAGGAAAUCAAAGAAACGUUGUCCGGAAUUGUACGAACUGAUUCAGAUCUUGGAGCAAUAAUUCUUUCGGAGGCUGAACUCACAGACUUAUCCAGACGAGUGGGUGGCGCAGCCCCGAGACCAGCAGCUCCAGCUCCUCAACAGAGAAGACCAGAGCAGUUACCAAAGCCAGCAGCACCAGCACAAAGAAAACCAGCUAUUCCAACACCUCAGCAAAGGAGACCAGCAGUUGUUAGACAAAGAAUUCCAGCUGCUCCCAAACCACAGAUCAUCGGUGGAAGUGCAGGAGCUGUAAGUGGAUUCGAUCAACGUAUAAGAUACACUGGCACACGAGUGACAACUUCAGGUGUACAAAGUGCAGCACGAAUUAUUCCAGGGCAAGCAAUCGGCGGUACACCUAUCAUUCAAGGAGAAAACAUGCAAUUUAUUCUCGGUAAUGCUGUAGGAGGUUUGCAGCCCGGCAGUCAAGGAGCAGCAGUACCCAGGCCACGGGUUUCUCCGCAAGCUAUUCCAAAGCCACAAGUUUCAGCUCCAGCACUGCCUAAACCACAGGCCCCUGCUCCAACACUACCACAACCUGAUCUGAGCACAGAUAUUGUAGAACUUAACAGGCAAUUAAUGCAAAAGCAGAGCGAACAGGAAAUCAAACAAACGUUGUCCGGAAUUGUACGAACUGAUUCAGAUCUUGGAGCAAUAAUUCUUUCGGAGGCUGAACUCACAGACUUAUCCAGACGAGUGGGUGGCGCAGCCCCGAGACCAGCAGCUCCAGCUCCUCAACAAAGAAGACCAGAGCAGUUACCAAAGCCAGCAGCACCAGCACAAAGAAAACCAGCUAUUCCAACACCUCAGCAAAGGAGACCAGCAGUUGUUAGACAGAGAAUUCCAGCUGCUCCCAAACCACAGAUCAUCGGUGGAAGUGCAGGAGCUGUGAGUGGAUUCGAUCAACGUAUAAGAUACACUGGCACUCGAGUGACGACUUCAGGAGUACAAAGUGCAGGACGAAUUAUUCCAGGGCAAGCAAUCGGAGGUACACCUAUCAUUCAAGGAGAAAACAUGCAAUUUAUUCUCGGUAAUGCUGCAGGAGGUUUUCAGCCCGGAAGUCAGGGAGCAGCAGUACCCAGGCCACGGGUUUCUCCGCAAGCUAUUCCAAAGCCACAAGUUUCAGCUCCAGCACUGCCUAAGCCACAGGCCCCUGUUCCGAUACUGCCACAACCUGAUCUGAGCACAGAUAUUGUAGAACUGAACAGGCAAUUAAUGCAAAAGCAGAGCGAACAGGAAAUCAAAGAAACGUUGUCCGGAAUUGUACGAACUGAUUCAGAUCUUGGAGCAAUAAUUCUUUCGGAGGCUGAACUCACAGACUUAUCCAGACGAGUGGGUGGCGCAGCCCCGAGACCAGCAGCUCCAGCUCCUCAACAGAGAAGACCAGAGCAGUUACCAAAGCCAGCAGCACCAGCACAAAGAAAACCAGCUAUUCCAACACCUCAGCAAAGGAGACCAGCAGUUGUUAGACAGAGAAUUCCAGCUGCUCCCAAACCACAGAUCAUCGGUGGAAGUGCAGGAGCUGUAAGUGGAUUCGAUCACCGUAUAAGAUACACUGGCACACGAGUGACAACUUCAGGUGUACAAAGUGCAGCACGAAUUAUUCCAGGGCAAGCAAUCGGCGGUACACCUAUCAUUCAAGGAGAAAACAUGCAAUUUAUUCUCGGUAAUGCUGUAGGAGGUUUGCAGCCCGGCAGUCAAGGAGCAGCAGUACCCAGGCCACGGGUUUCUCCGCAAGCUAUUCCAAAGCCACAAGUUUCAGCUCCAGCACUGCCUAAACCACAGGCCCCUGCUCCAACACUACCACAACCUGAUCUGAGCACAGAUAUUGUAGAACUUAACAGGCAAUUAAUGCAAAAGCAGAGCGAACAGGAAAUCAAACAAACGUUGUCCGGAAUUGUACGAACUGAUUCAGAUCUUGGAGCAAUAAUUCUUUCGGAGGCUGAACUCACAGACUUAUCCAGACGAGUGGGUGGCGCAGCCCCGAGACCAGCAGCUCCAGCUCCUCAACAAAGAAGACCAGAGCAGUUACCAAAGCCAGCAGCACCAGCACAAAGAAAACCAGCUAUUCCAACACCUCAGCAAAGGAGACCAGCAGUUGUUAGACAGAGAAUUCCAGCUGCUCCCAAACCACAGAUCAUCGGUGGAAGUGCAGGAGCUGUGAGUGGAUUCGAUCAACGUAUAAGAUACACUGGCACUCGAGUGACGACUUCAGGAGUACAAAGUGCAGGACGAAUUAUUCCAGGGCAAGCAAUCGGAGGUACACCUAUCAUUCAAGGAGAAAACAUGCAAUUUAUUCUCGGUAAUGCUGUAGGAGGUUUCCAGCUCGGAAGUCAGGGAGCAGCAGCACCCAGGCCACGGGUUUCUCCGCAAGUUAUUCCAAAGCCACAAGUUCCAGCUCCAGCAUUGCCUAAGCCACAGGCCCCUGUUCCGAUACUGCCACAACCUGAUCUGAGCACAGAUAUUGUAGAACUGAACAGGCAAUUAAUGCAAAAGCAGAGCGAACAGGAAAUCAAACAAACGUUGUCCGGAAUUGUACGAACUGAUUCAGAUCUUGGAGCAAUAAUUCUUUCGGAGGCUGAACUCACAGACUUAUCCAGACGAGUGGGUGGCGCAGCCCCGAGACCAGCAGCUCCAGUUCCUCAACAGAGAAGACCAGAGCAGUUACCAAAGCCAGCGGCACCAGCACAAAGAAAACCAGCUAUUCCAACACCUCAGCAAAGGAGACCAGCAGUUGUUAGACAGAGAAUUCCUGCUGCUCCCAAACCACAGAUCAUCGGUGGAAGUGCUGGAGCUGUAAGUGGAUUCGAUCAACGUAUAAGAUACACUGGCACACGAGUGACGACUUCAGGUGUACAAGGUGCAGGACGAAUUAUUCCAGGACAAAGGACAGGAGCUACAACAGUCAUUCAAGGUGCAAACAUUCAAUCUGCCAUGAUAAAUUCAGCAGGCAUAGCUGGAGGCAGUGUUACAGGAAAUCAAAGAUCAUCAACACCUGUGCUUCGAGUUUCUCCUCAAGCUUUACCGAAGCCCCAAAUCUCUGCACCUGUUUUAAGGAAACCUGAGGACAAAAGUCCUAUUUUAUCGGGACCCGGCCUGAACGCAAAUAUAAUUGAAUUAAAUAGGCAGUUAAUGGAAAAGCAGAAUGAAGAGGAACUAAGACAAGCUUUGUCAGGAGUAUUAAAAGGAGAUACUGAUAUUAAUAAAAUUUCUCUUUCAGCAGCCGAGAUAAGCGAUAUAUCGAAAAGUCUUUCUGGUCGUGUCUCUGGUCCCUUGUCUUCCGACUCGUUUAUUCCAGUUUCUUACAUAGGUCCUGGGAGAGAUGGUCAGAGAUUACCAUCAGGUUCUAGGGAUCCUUCAUUGCAAAGGUAUGGAAGUGGCGUAAGAGGUUCUAUUUUUUCAGGUUCAAGAACAUCAAAUCCACAGUUAUCUUUAGAAGGUGCCUCUAAGAUGCAACCAAUGAUCCAAGUUCAACAAAAGGUUGGUCAAGAAAGCAUUGAACUGCAGCAGAAGAUUGAACCGAAUUUGGCUGUAGCACAAGCUGAGGAACCAGUUUUUACCCAAAGUGUAAAAGCGAUUAAUACUCCAAUUAGUCAAACUGUUCAAAAAUUGUUAGACACGAGUGAUAGUAGUCAGUUACAAAUGAAAGUCGAUGAUGUUAUUGAGCAAAGUCAGUUGCCGAAGCCAGUAGUUUUUGAACAGAUGCAAUUGAAAAGAAAUAUUGGCCUACCAUCUAGAAAAUCAAAAAUGGUUUUGGACAAUCUUAGUCAAAAAUAUCUGCAAGAAAAACUUCCAGUAGAUGUCCCUAGUUACGUACCUCUUCCAUCAUUUAUGUCUCCAUUCAAUUACCGUGUUCCCCACCUUCGAAGCCCCAUCGUACAGCAGCAGGAAAGAUUAGAUCAAAUUUUAGUGUGAACGAAAAAAGAAAGAAACGCAAUGUUAGAUAUAGCUUUAUAUUGAAUAGUUUUGAAAUGAGUAUAAAUCCGAAUUUAUUUUUAAUUUUAUAUUAAAUGUUUGUAUUAAAACUC